This is a messenger RNA of Aspergillus pseudotamarii, 573 nucleotides long. RefSeq lists its product as uncharacterized. NCBI's taxonomy places the organism in Eukaryota, Fungi, Ascomycota, Eurotiomycetes, Eurotiales, Aspergillaceae. The coding region runs from base 1 to 573 and encodes 190 amino acids. The transcript has a single exon. The record is from RefSeq and is a predicted model, not a curated record.
AUGGCCAAAGAAAAGUCCUUAACCCCUAGAACCGGACGGGCCGACAUCUUCAUGAGCAUCAAGCCCGAACAUAUGCACAAUAUCGCGACUGGCGCAAAGAAUCACGAAUACCGUCGCUACCUCCUCCCAUCGAGCGUUCGUCGCAUCUGGUUCUACACAUCUGCCCCCAUGUCGCGAAUCGAACAUGUCGCCCGCGUCUCUCCCGGCAAAGUUCCUGGCGAAGUCCCCGAGGACGGCGGCAUUGGGAAUGAGGACUUCAAUGCGGGCAGAAAGGUCUCCAAAUACGGCUAUGAAAUCCUUGAUCUGUGGAAGUUGAGGGAGCCAAUCAGCCUGAAACUAGCCAUCUCAAAGGGGUUCUUAAAGGGCGCCCCCCAAAAGUAUUGUUGGGUUCCAGUGACCCUCCUAGAGAGCUGCCCAAUGGACCGACAGGACCAUAUCAUCUCAAGGGCACCCGAGGAGCGCCCUGUUGAAAAGAAAAAACAACUUGAUUUACAAGAACCCAAGAACGCAUCCGGUUCGCCCGGGCCAAGGAAGAUAUCUGAUUUCUUUACAAAGUCAGAUCCAACGAACUAA